CAGGCGCAAGAGCACUGCCAUUUGAGCACUGAAAGACAAACUGUGCAUGUCAUGAAAAAGUCAACAGAUGUGUCGUGAGCGGUGCCGGUCUUGAAUUUCUCCUAUGGUACAAUUAUCUACGCAAGCCACCAUACGCUCACAUAACCAAACGUUUAGACGCUGCCAGAUGAAGCGUUUGGAAGAGCCUCAAAGCCUCUCUCACUACGCAAUGCCAAGUAAGGAGUGUCGCGAUACAUCAUCUCACUCUGCCCGCUCUAUACAGAAUGCUGGACCUCGUCGCAAAUGCCCAGUACUGCAGUAAUAUCCUCUCCGCGACGCCGCAGGUAUAUUAUUCGAUUUGCAAAGCACGCAUCGUCAUA
Molecule: messenger RNA, 359 nt
Organism: Bipolaris sorokiniana ND90Pr
Lineage: Eukaryota; Fungi; Ascomycota; Dothideomycetes; Pleosporales; Pleosporaceae
Exons: 1
Coding region: 104-301 (65 amino acids)
Source: RefSeq, a predicted model, not a curated record